AUGAGGCGAGACGAACCCGAACCCGAGAGGCGACUCUGCGGCGUCUGCGGCUCCUCCGAACGGUGGUUCCUCCAUUACAUCCGCUACAAAGGGGCGUUUCAGAGGCUCUGCACCAACUGCGUCCUCCAAAACUACCGCGGCCUCUACUGCCCUUUCUGUCUAGAAUUCUUCGACCCACCCCUUCCGGCACGUGACCGGGUCAUGUGCGUCAAGUGCCCUUCCGUUUCUCACCCCGCCUGCGUCCUCGUCGCCAAUUCCUCCUUCCAUGGCUUCGAGUGCCAGACCUGUCAACAGGGCUACCCCUUCUUCAACCUCAAUCGCCCACAAAACGACGCCAACAACCCCAAAACGGCAUUCGUCAUCGACAAGGCCAACGCCAAGGCCCUUGUCGCCGCUGCCAAAAUUGCUGCGGCUUCGAUGGCGAAAGCCGCCGUCGCGGCCAGGACGGAGGCCGAGCGCCGCGUCAGGGAGGCCGUGAUGGCGAAGAAGAAGGCGAGGGAGGCGUUGGAGAAACUCAAUUCUCUGGUUAACAAGCAGAAAGAGCAGGAUUCGAAAGCUGGAGACGUUGUUUCCGGGCCUAAGAGCCUCAACGGAAAGCCAAAACUGGAGAGUUCUGGUGGAAUUCCACCGGCGCCCAAGAUUGUUAAGGCUGAGGGAAGUAAUGGGUUGGGCAGUGAUCCAUUGAAAAUCGGUAAUGUUGACGCCAUGGAAGAGUGAUCUCAACUCAAAGGAAGGAUUUUGAGCUUGUUGAGUUCAUGGGUUUCAUUUCAGCUCCUCAGCUUCUGCUUGAGCUGCUACACAGCCUCUGUCAACCUGUGAGUCUCUCUGUUAGUUGCAGAUAGUUCUUUUUUUUUUUUUUUUUUGGUAAUUUAUGCGAGGGCAGCCUGGGAACCUUUUUGGGGGCAUCGUAGAUCAGAUCGUUGUUCUGUACUCAUAUUUACUUUUCCAUACAGUUUUGUGUAGCUGAAUUUUGAUGUUGUGACGAUUCUCUGGGCCUCUCUGUAUCUACAUUGUACUUCUUUUUCAUGAUCAGGAAUUGCAUUUUCCAAUUUCGAAUGUGAAAUUUCGUGGUUCAUUAA
This is a messenger RNA of Pyrus x bretschneideri (Chinese white pear), 1079 nucleotides long. RefSeq lists its product as uncharacterized. The record is from RefSeq and is a predicted model, not a curated record. The transcript has a single exon. Bases 1 to 717 code for a protein of 238 amino acids. Lineage: Eukaryota; Viridiplantae; Streptophyta; Magnoliopsida; Rosales; Rosaceae.